Messenger RNA from Hirsutella rhossiliensis, 2820 nucleotides. RefSeq names its product CBF/Mak21 family domain-containing protein. Gene Ontology annotation, cellular component: nucleus. The transcript is spliced from 6 exons. The record is from RefSeq and is a predicted model, not a curated record. Bases 1 to 2820 code for a protein of 939 amino acids. NCBI's taxonomy places the organism in Eukaryota, Fungi, Ascomycota, Sordariomycetes, Hypocreales, Ophiocordycipitaceae.
AUGUCUCCCAGCUCAAGAGCCGAAUCGAUGCCUAAGGAGCCGAAGAAAAAAAUCAAGGGCGCUCAGCCCUCCAACGAGCCCAAAGGCUUCGAUGAAGGCGCGCUCGCCAAGCUCACGUCCAAGCUUGACAAGAGCCUGAGCGCCAACGAUCACAAGCGAAAGAAGCCGCCCACCAAUGCUUCGAGCAAGCAGCAGUCCAAGAGACAGCGCGCGUCCGAGGCCAUACCGCCUCAGGAUGGCUCCAAGGACCGCCAAGACGACCAGGCGGCGCUGCUGGCGGAAAUCAAGGCGCUAGGAGGAGAUGAGCAGGACCUGGAACUCAUCAACGAGGUGGACUCGGACGACGAGAACUACGCCCAGGAUUCAAAGCGCUCGGUUGAUAAGAACUUGAAGCAGGAGCUGGCAGCUCUGUCUAAGGAGCUCGGCUUUGCCGAAUUCGAACCCCAAGAAGCCAGUGAUGAGGGGGAAAUCCAGGACGAAGACGAAGACGAAGACGAAGACGAAGAGGACGAAGACGCUGACGACGCUGACGAGCCUCCGGCCGAGACUGACAAUGGGGGUGCCAAUCGCAAGCCGGGGGGCAUGAUUUUCGAGCCACUGGCAGAAUGGCAUGCUGCCAGCCUAGGCAAGCUGCCUGGUCCGACGUCUGACCAGCUCGGCCCCUUUACGUCCUCUGUCGAAUCUCUCAAAAAGCACGCCAAGUCUCUUUUGGAGCAGGAUACGGCCAAGUACAGGACCAGUGUCUUUGCUUCCUCGUCACACAAGUUUCUGUCUACCAUCAUGUCCUCCGGUACCCUCACCGACAAAGUUUCGGCCCUCACGUUGGCGGUCCAGGAGUCGCCAGUCCAUAACAUUCGCGCACUCGACGCCCUUCUGAACCUGGCCUCCAAGAAGAGUCGGGCUCAGGCGAUUGGUGCAAUUGGUGCCCUAGUCGAUUUGUUCGGACCGGGCACUCUCCUUCCGUCGGACAGGCGCCUGCGAGCCUUUCAGAGCCAGCCCGGACUGGGCACUUUGCAGCGGAAGUCGGUUAAAACAUGGUCUCCCGGCCAGCCGCUUCCUGGCAAGAUCACGGAAGCCCAUCUGGUUGCGUGGAUAUACGAGGACUGGCUGAAGGAGACCUACUUCAAGAUUAUUCAGUUGCUUGAAUCGUGGUGUUCAGAUGAGAUCGAGUACUCGCGCAUGAAGGCGGUGGAUUUUGUUUACGGCCUUCUCAAGGAAAAGCCCGAGCAGGAGUCCAACCUACUCAAGCUUCUUGUCAACAAGCUGGGCGACAGGGAUCGCAAAAUAUCGUCUCGCGCUUCCUAUCUUCUAUUGCAGCUGCAAGUCUCUCACCCUGGGAUGAAGCCCAUUGUCAUCCGCAUGGUGGAACAGGAUAUUCUCCUGCGCCCUUCUCAGGACGCGCGAUCCAGGUAUUGCGCAAUCAACACCCUCAACCAGACCAUCCUCAGCAGCAAGGAGCCCUCUGUUGCCGAGGAGCUCAUCCGCAUCUACUUCGACCUGUUUGUGACGUUGCUGAAAACUGGAGUUCAGGGGAAACCGGUAGAAAAGAAACAUAGCAAGCCGGGGACACCGAAGCCGCCCGUGCCGGACACUGAGGCUGCGGACAAGCUUGUGUCGGCCAUCUUGACUGGCGUCAACCGUGCUGCGCCCUUUGUGACGACUAAUGACGCUUUCAUGGAACACCAUCUCGACACGCUUUUCAAGAUUGCGCACUCGACCAACUUGAACACGGCCAUCCAGGCUCUGCUCUUGAUCCAGCAUCUCGCAUCGGCGAGGAACCUGGCGACGGACCGCUUCUACCGGACGCUCUACGAGUCGCUGUUGGACCCUCGGCUAGUGACGUCUUCCAAGCAAGCGCUUUAUCUCAACCUGCUUCUCCGAUCCCUGAAGAGCGAUGUCGACGUUCGACGGGUCAAGGCCUUUGCAAAGAGGAUGCUGCAAAUCGCAGGCCUACAUCAGCCUCCGUUCAUCUGCGGCCUCCUCUACGUCAUUUCCAGUCUUCGGCAAACGUUCCCUGACCUGUCGACUCUCGUGGACGAGCCGGAGACUUCCGUGUUUGACGACGACGAGUCCAAGGAACAGGGCAUGUACGAUGGGCGGAAGCGCAACCCUGAACACAGCAACGCCCAGAGAAGCUGCUUGUGGGAAAUGGUCCCUGCUCAAAUGCACUUUCACCCAUCUGUCAAAGUCUCUGCGGCUGUGUUACUGGACAAGGAUCGAAAGAUGCCAAAACCAGAUCUGGAGAGUCAUUCACUCAUCCGCUUCUUGGACAAGUUUGUGUAUAAGAAUCCAAAGUCGACACACGGUGCACGUGGGGUAUCCAUCAUGCAACCGCUGCGGGCGACCAAGGAUCUGGGCGACGUGUGGCUGGGCAGCAAGGGUGCAGGCGCCACGACGGCGCCCCUCAAUUCGGCGACUUUCUGGAAGAAGAAGGUCGAGGACGUUGCUGCCGAAGACAUCUUCUUCCACGAAUACUUCCAGCACGUUUCGAGGGAUACCAAGGAGCCGCUUGCCAAGGCGCCGGCCGACGGGGAUGAUGAGAAUGCCGAAGAUGAGAUCUGGGAGGCGCUGGUGUCGACUCAGCCCGACAUUGAGGCAGACGGCGACCUGGAGGAUGAGGACGAGGACGGGGAGGAUGACGGGGACGAGGGUAGCUCGGACGGCCUGGUGGCGGUUGGCGAAGACGAUGAGGAGGAAGCAAAGGACGAAGACACGGCCAAGACUAAGAGGUCACGGCGGAAGGCGCUCAGGGACUUGCCUAUGUUUGCAUCGGUGGACGACUACGCAGAGUUGCUGGGAGGGGAGGAAGAGGGCGUCUAG